AAGUUUGUUGACACGGAAUAAGAAAUACUAAAUUAUUAUCGUACAACACUGAAAAUGUGUCGUACUUUGAAUCGGUCCCGCUUGCAAGAAUGACAAAUAAGUUCAACGCCCAUGAUGAUACACAGAAUAUAAAAUCCCUAUCGCAGAGUCGUGCAAAAACUACAGGCGUAAUGCAACAAUGGAACAGAGCAAUACCAGAAUCCGACUACAUUCAACUGGGAACGCUGCGGUACGGAAUACGCUUGUCGAAUCAAAACCUGCUCAAUCUCAACGCUGGCACAGAAGACGCUCACCGCAACAGCGCCAAUGUUGCCACUCAAGCUAGAGUGUCGGUUAAUUCGCUCGACAAUUCAACGACCAACGGAAGUAGUAAUGUAAGUACCGGUGGUAACAGCAGCAAUAGUAGCAGUGCAACUAAUAAAGUUUGCUGCUGUGUUGGAAGCGGGGCGCUUGAAAUGCCAUGGAACAACAACUAUGCGCGCACGCGUUUACCGAUACCGAAUACUUCAGCUAAGAAUAGAAAAUCGUCGCCCUCCGCAUCGGCAGCAUCAUCCUCAUCGAAAUCCACUCAUCAGCAGUUGCAUUUUGCUCAGAAGCAAAUUAGUGCGGAGCAAGCAAGCAAAGGAAGACUACAGUAUAAUAGCGAGCCACCAAAAUCAUUUUCAUCCAACAACCGUGAUCAUAGUACUAGAAACGAUAGUGUUACAAUUAAACCAAACCGUGAAACAUCUCACACUUUGUUCCCAACCGUAUGUUGCUACAGUAACAGAUAUGCUAGUACUUCUAACAAAAAUACUAAAAAUAACAACUUAGUUAAAGUGAGCAACAAGUAUUCCGACAGCAAAAAACUUAAGAUAGUGAACAACAAAGAUGAACAAAAGAAUCAGUCUUCGAAUGGCGAUAAUCAUUCGCAUAAUAUUCAGAAAGGAACAAAUAUAGACAAUUUUCCAAACUCAAAAGAAUUAUGGCCAGAAUUUUCGGAACAUGGCGCUGCCAAAAGUGCACAGCAUCUCGGCGAAUUCGCUACGGUGGUUCGUAAAAAGGGCGUUUUCAAUAGCAGUGAAGGCAGUGUGAAGAAAAGCGUUGAUGGCAAUGAUUUAAAUUUAAAUUUCAGAAACGCAUCACUGUUAAAAGAAGCGUGGCCGAAAGAUGUGAACAUAAAUAAUUUGAAAAAAGAAAAUAUAUCAAGUGAGGUGUGUUUUGGACUGAAUUCAAGUGUGAGUUGUACAGGAUACAAUAACAAACGCGCUCUAAGGAAAAAUACUUCUUCAACUAGUGAUGAUGUUUGCGUGGAUAAAUUGUCGUCUGUGACGCCGUCGGCUAGCUCAUCACCAUUACUGCGAUCACCACAAACAGCAGUAGAAUCGUGGUCAUUUGAGGACGGUUUUGAGAUCGCGGUACCUCGAGCACCACUUUCUUCGCCAGUCCAUUCAGUGGAUAAUGAUUGUGUUCCGAGCAGUCCAACUUCAAGGGUUCCCUCGUCAACAGAUCCAUGUACACCCGCACUGAGUGCUACUGCGUAUGACGGGUUACGCCAUAUUUUCAACGAAUCAAACGACCACCAUUUGAGUUGCAUCGAUAGAAACAACAAACCUGCUAUAAAUAGAACAGCAGGCAAUCGCGAGAAAUCAAAACACAUCACCGAUUGUAAGCAAAAUGUGGAAGAAAAUCUUACGUAUGAAAAUGAUAUUCCUAAAUUUGAAUAUGUGGCACUAAGGAAAAGUUCACUUCCGGUAAUUAAUCAUGUGAACGGCACCCGGUCACAACCCGGCCGAAAACUUUCCUCUGAUAUUAUUAGUACAACGGGCAAUGCUCGCUCAGAUGGACUAUCUUCGAACGUGGUCAUUUGUCAUCUUACACCGAAAUUAGGUCCGGUGGACCAUUCGAACGUCGAAUCUCGUUUGCAGUCAUUGAACCGAUAUUGUGCUCAAAAUCUGAACCCAUGUUCGAAUUCAUCAGAUUUGGAAGAGUUUGGUUUCAUAGACUCUUCUGAUCUUUCAUCAACAGGAGAAGAUAUCAUAACGGUGAUCAGUGAAGAAAAUUAUCGUGAAUUUCAGAAAAAUCAUUCAAUACCACAAAGAAAUAAUUCUGUGAAUGAAGUGUGGAAUGGUAUUAGUGCUCCCGCUCAAAUCGCUAAUUACUACGUUGGUUGUUCAUCGGAUGAGCUUAGUAGUGUGUGUAGUGGCAGUGAAUCGAUUCCUGCGGCAGUAAUAAACGAGUACGUUAGGGAUUCAAGCCAGAGUACUAAUGAAAUCAACAGUACAAAAUACGACCAACCGCAUAAUUCCGAUUGUGAAGAAAACCGAAAGGAACAUAAACUUCAAUUUCCGAUCUGUGAACGAAACGCUGGUUCCAUUGUCCAAAAAGAUAGCAAUAACAAUCAACAUGUUAAAGACGGGGGCAAAGAGUUGAAGUGUGCUGUGUCUAAUAAUAGUAACAACCAAAUUGACGGUGGUGAGAGUAUUGUGUUUAAUAACCGAGGUUCACCAUCGUUGAGGAUCGAUAAUAUAUCAACAGAUAGCAGAUCAAAAAGUUGGAGUUGUUUUGGCAGAAAUCAGCUAUAUGCCAGGAUAUCUCCAGAUAAGCCGAUAAUGGACAAGCGAAACAAUACGCUAGAUCGAUUGCAAAAGCUGGUAAAAAAGACAACUUCAGGUAAUGAGAAAUCAAACGACAGACACGGUACGAAAACAGAGCGGCUUAGAGAACUAACGGAGCUAUUGAAAGGCAGCAGAGCUCCACCUAUACCGCCUCCCCGACGGGCGAAACAUUUACAGACUAUCGAACGCAAUCUCCAAAGCCCUCACACCACAGCAUCAACCACAAGUUUAUUGAACAUUGACGCCAUACACAGUAUUGAAAAUCGAAGUAAUUUGAAGAAAACAAAAGAAUCUCGAUCGAUAGAUAUUCCAUUUCAAUUUUCUGAAUGUAAUCGAGCAUCAACCCCUAGUUCACCGUUGACCGACCAUAAAGUUAACCUUAGGGCUAAUGCGAGUACUUCAAACCUCGAAUGCUUACAAAGUACGUCUACCAACGAUUCCAACGUAGAAGAAGCGAAAUCUGUAACAUCCUUCAGAGAUGAGGAAGACAUUUUCUGCAAGCUUCCAAAACCAGAAUCACGAACGAUCGUUGGAUCAUACACGCAAAAAACUAUUCCAUUCAGAAGCGCCUCUUUUUCUCAAGUGGAUUAUACUUCUGGAAAAUACAUUCGUUCGGCUUUAGGAGCCAUUAAAAACAGUCUGUUGCGAGGCAAAGACAAUUCUGUGAUGGAGAAUACUCCGCUACCGAAAGAAAAUGCAAAGGACUUUAUGCGAAGUUGUAGUCCAACACAACUCUUCUCAACUUCGGAGUCAGAUUCUGUGAUUGAUGAUAAUGAAGUUUCUAGAAUACCUAUUAAAAAAACAGAAUUAAGCAUCAAUCUUUCACCACCAGAUUUCGAUAGAAGUGAUGGGUUGGAUGGCAGGGAAUUAUCAUCGAAUAGAAAUUCUGAUAUAGAAACCAUUGUAGAAGAUCCUGAAGCUGAACACUUUGAAACCAUAGAAACGGAAGUCAUUGAGCAACAGAAGGCAGAAAUCAAUGUUAAUCAGGCUUCAGAAAUGGUAUUGGAAUCUCUGAUAGAAGAGGGCAUUCCCAUCACACCACAAUCUCUACCCAAGGACGAAGAAUGUUUACAGCAGGCAACAACUUGCCUCAUACCGGUACCAGUUUAUGAUUGUGUUGUGAGUGAAUGGAGUACGGCUCGCCCCUCCGAACAAUGGAUUGAUGCAGCAGCCACAGAAUGUUCUAAAUUUAUUGACAGUAUUACAGUAACUGAAGAAAAUGAAGCAGACCUGUGUGAACCUUGUGCCAGUAUUAUGGAUGAAUUAGUGGUAGACAAACUGUCUGAAAAAAUAGAACCAAUUCCGGCAGAAAUUGUAGAUAGUGAAGAUGUGAAUACAAUUAAGUUGACUAGCGAAACCGACAUUGUUACUCCCCCAAUAUCAAUAGUAUGUACAGAACCUGAUAGUUUAGUAAGUACUACUAUCAUAGAAACUCCUCCAACGCCUGAUGAACCAAUAAUUCGGCCUGACCGGCCAACCGAAGUUGUCGAAGUGAGAAAACGUCAUAGCAACAACGAAGAAAAUGGAGAAGCGGUGUGCAAUUGCACAAGCGAAAUAGAAGAAAAGCGAAGAAUCGACAAAUCGAAAAGAAGGAAAGGAAUUUACAUACAGUGGCCUGCAAUUGAUACGAACAUUGAUCCUGAGUCAGAUUCUAACGAAAAUUAUACACCGGACGAUAACUGGCGACCUGAUAAAUUAACAAUUGAAAAAGAUUCAAGCCUAGAUUUAAGCGGCGAAAGUUUCACCGAUCUCAGUACUAAAGACAUAACUUCUUCGCCGGAGAAAUCCAAAGAAACAGAACUUUUUCAUCGCGUUGAUCCUAAUUUGUUAGAUCCAAACACACCCGAGUCAGAUAUAUCUAGGCCUUCCUGGCCCAAAGGUUCCCGGAGGCAAAGCUUAACCUAUCAAAGUUCGGAUGAAAAAGAUGAUUCAACACCACUCGCUACGAUUCCUGUUCGUUCUUUCCGAAAUUUGUUCAUGCGCUCUGAUUCCGUAUCUGACAACGAAAGUGAACGAGCUUCAUCAAGGGAUCGCACAAGCGCCUCUCCUGCGCCAGUAGGUGAUCAUGACCUAAAGCGAUAUUCGAAACGGCCUUUGCGAGGUCCCUACGGUCAAAUGUUGGAGGCAGAAAUGAAGAAACCAUCGAAAGUGCAUUACAAUGAAAUUUUAGAAGAGCUUAGCAAGCACGAAAGCUCACAUUCAUUUCCCUCAUUUAGCAGAGGUCGUGGUAGUGGCAGCCAAUCGAUGGAUGAAACAAACGAUCGGCAUUCCAGCAAGCUUUUCAAGCCACGCAAAGCAAGUGCAAACCUACCGCUUCCUGCUCAUAACAGAACAGCUUCAAGCCCUUCGAAACUAGCUGAUCUAAGUAACAUAGAGAGCCUUCCGGUGGGAGGUACGAAACGCCAUCUGGGAAAUAUUGAACAAAAAAGUACCGAUUCUGACAGGUCCGAAAAAUCUAAUGGCAAGUUAGAAUCGAAAAAGUUCUCUCUUGAUAGCCAUCUUUCGGAAAAAAAUUCCAGUCACGACAAACACAGCAAACGAAGCUCUUCGGGAACGAGUGAUAAACAUCAAAAAAGAAGCUUGGAUGAUACGAGAUAUUCACACUCCAGUCGAACGCCAUCCGAAAGAAGCUAUGUUCUUAACACACCUGACACUCAAAAAAACCUUGUUGCCUCUCCAGAGUUACUGGCUGAACUACUCAAAGGUUCUAGUGAAAAGCUGGUAACUGAGCAGCUUUCAGGAGCCACCAGUCCUAGCAACGGCAGUAAUGCACUCCCAACGGCUGUUUUAAAAUACUUGGACACAAGAACCCAUGUCGUGGUAGAGUUAUUUAACACAGAAAAAUCAUAUGUAGAAUCAUUACAGACUAUAGUGUUGAAAUAUUUAAAUCAACUCAAAUCUCCCGAAAAUUCUGGACUGGUAGAUACUCAAACAGUAGAUGAAAUAUUUUUCAUGGUGCCAGCUAUCCUCAAUAUCCACGAACGAUUUCUCGAAGAAUUAAGACGACGCUUGGAUGCUUGGGAUCCAUUGCAGAAGAUUGGAGACGCAUUCGUAGAUGUGUUUUCCCGACCAGUGAUACUUGAUACGUACACGUCUUUUGUAGAUAACUGGAAUCGUGCUAAAGACGCUAUACGCGUAACUAGACAGAAAUGUCCAGCAUUUGCACGGUUCCUGGAAACCAUGGCUCGUGAGCAUAAAGGCAAAUUAUCGCUAGAUAAUUUGCUUAUCAAACCUGUACAAAAGUUUCCUAACUACGAGUUAAUAUUGAGAAGACUGUUAAAGCAUACUGACGUUGAUCAUCCCGAUCAGAAACUGCUAGAAGAAGCUUUAAAAUUGGUUCACGACAUCCUCGUGGUCCUUGAUUGUAAAGGAAAGGAAGCCGAAAUAAAUGGUCUGCGAGAAAAUGAGUUACGCGAACUGGAGGGCGUAAUCGAAGGCAUAAGUGAUCUGGUAACAUCUGAGCGCGCUUAUCUACAAUUCGAUCUCGUCUCGAUGCCUUCCAGUCAGGCAACUCGCAAGGAACGGGGAUUCUUUCUUUUCAACGAUAUCCUGGUUAUUACUAGCAUCAAACGACGUAGCGGAACAAUAAGAAAAACUAAUACGAUGUGUCCCAGUAGUGUAGUUUCUACAUUAGAUACAAACAAGUAUAAGUUUUUGACGAAAAUUUCACUUGACGAUUUAGAGAUAGUAAAACCCAAAGAUGAGAACGUUCGUCGUAUUAUGAAGGAAAUUGGACAUCUUUCAGGGGAUUCCGCUAAACUAUCUCAGAUGUCAGAACUUGCUGCUAGUUUGAGAAGUCCUCAUCAGUCACUCGAGGAAGCCAUUCGUGAUUUGCAGCGAGAGGUCCAGCGCCAACUUGCGGAGAGACAAACCAAUGAUGCUCAAUUAAAUGUUCUGGAACUGACGCUGAACUCAUCCAAUGGCAUUCAGAAUAUGACCGCGGUAUUCUCUAAACCAGAUAAGAGAGCUCAAUGGGAGGCAAAGUUCACGGAGGCCAAGCAAAAGCUUGCCAGUACUGUCGAACGGUGUCAAAUCCCUGAGUUCCUGUUAUCUGUACCAAUAAGAAAAACCCGAGCCGGCCUUCAGUUUACAUGUGCCUCCCCGACCCUGGGAAUUCAGCGUGACGUCUGGGUGUGUAAUAGUGACGGAUACGUCGGACAAGUCUGCGUUCUUAGCUUGGUGCCCGAGCCAACGGUGACUAGCUGCAAUGGAGUAUGUAACGCGAGAAUUCUUUGCGUGGCUUCUGUGCCAGCAGCUGAUAAUAAUUGCAUCAAUCAUUCGGACGCCCAUGCCAUAGCAGAAGAAUCUCCAUCGAUAGCUAGUACAAUUAAUUCAAUAGUCAAUUCCUCGUCAAAACCACGUGAAAAGCGAUCUUCCAAAACUGCUGAUGAGUCUGUAGUUAGUAAUGAGAAAAUUUCGAAAAACAUUCAGCUUGACUCGGAUAGUUCUAGCGAAGAAUCCGAAGCGGAAAGUCAACCAGAGAGCACAAUAAACCCUGCCGCAGUUACUGCCACAGCCAAUCUACCGAUUAUUCAUCGACACCAAGAGUCAAACACAGAGGAUGCCGACGUGCAGCAGUCAACUAUGUGGCUUGGCACUGAAGACGGUUGUAUUCACGUGUACAACUGCACCGAUAACAUUCGAAUUAAGAAAAACAAAAUUAAGAUUCCGCACAUAAGUGCUGUGUAUUCUAUUCUAUACUUGAACAACCGAGUAUUCGUGUCCUUAGCAAACGGGGACGUUUGUGUAUAUUCGAGGGAUCAUAAUGGAUGGAAUACAACCGCGCCUUUCACAGUAUCGGUUGGAACGGUUACUAGUCCUGUAACGAAAUUGUUGAACGUGCACGGCAAAUUAUGGUGUGCUAUCCAAGGGUCUAUUAAGGUGUUGAAUACGUCCACAUUACAGGUGGAUGAUCAAAUUCAAAUUUCAAACGAUGCGAAACCCGUCACCAAUAUGGCAGUAUUAAAUGAAUACGUCUGGAUAUCGGUGCAAAACUCUGCACACAUCAAAUGUUGUCAUCACAAAAGCUUCGAAAUAAUUUUUGAAGUGAACUUGGCUCCGUCAGUAAGCAAAAUGCUGUCCAACUGCGAUGACAUUAUUCGACAACACAAAGCAGCUUGCCUGCGAGUAACUUCCCUGUUGGCUUGCAAAGAUCUUAUUUGGGUAGGAACUAGUGCCGGUGUAUUACUUACUAUUGCUGCAUCGAAUGUGUCCAAAGGCACACCAGUUCCUGCCGUUACUGGUAUUCCACACGGUCAUACAGGACACGUUAGAUUUCUGACAUCUGUCGAAACUCCAGAUAGCGAUGACUUCCCUAAGGUCCCUCAAGACAAAUCUCUGCCUUCAAAUAGUAAACUAAAUCUUAACCUGUUAGUCAUAUCUGGGGGUGAUGGGUAUGAAGACUUCAGAAGCACAGGAAAUAACUCUUUGAGCGAGGUUGCUGGCCGAGAAGAUAGCACUAACCAUUUGCUGUUGUGGCAGGUCUAGUGCAUUAGAUUUUCUUAAAGUUAUGCUUUCAGCGUGUUCUCAAUGUUUACAUCUAGCAAAAUGCUCCCAAACUGAACUUGGCAAGCGGGUCUUGCUAUUUUUAUUUUCAGAUGAUUGAUGGAUGCAUUCGUUCGGAAAAUAUGAUUACAAUUUCAUAAAUUAUAUGACAAUAAAAAUCCACACUCAUGAAAUUCCAAAACAACGCUUUGUUUGUGGAAAUUAUGUGUACGUCAUGCAUGUGAACAUAUAUGAUUAAGUAAAAGUUGAACAUGUUAAAUAGUAUAAUAAUUCUUUGAAUGGCCUAAGUCCGGAAAUGCCGUAAGUUUAAAGUGGUUUUAUCGUUAUGUUGUCGGAGAUGUUUUUCAUACAUCUGCUAUUUAUAGUGUUGCCUAAAUCUUUCGAAAACUGCAUACAUUUACAGAGUACUACUCAAAUCAGUUCUGUAAUUGUUAAAACAUGAUGAUAUGAUAUAGGUGGAACAAAAAAUAGAUGAACGCAAAGAAUACCAAAUCGAAUUCACCCUGAAUAAUAAAAUCUGUGUAACUUAUUUAUUAUCGACUACUUCGUGGAACAAAAAUCUUAGUAAAAGUAAAUAACAUUGUCCUUCGAAUGAUUUUAGGUUUUUAUGAAAAACUACUCAUUUGUAAAGCGUUUUCGCAAUGUUGAACCAUAUGUAGCAAAUAUUCCAUGAACACAAAGAGGUUCAACCUGUUAGGUAAAAAUUAUAUUAAUGUUCAAAUACCUGAAAGGAUAACACUGUGAACUGUGCGAAAGAGAAAUAUAUAUUUAGCUAAUGUUCAACAAAUUUUUCCGACUACAUCGGAUAGCCAAGUAACGUUAGUCAAAUGAUAAAUUAUUUAUAAAAUUGAACAUGUAUACAGGUAUU
Sabethes cyaneus is the source of this 8970-nucleotide messenger RNA. RefSeq lists its product as uncharacterized. NCBI's taxonomy places the organism in Eukaryota, Metazoa, Arthropoda, Insecta, Diptera, Culicidae. The record is from RefSeq and is a predicted model, not a curated record. The coding region runs from base 90 to 8084 and encodes 2664 amino acids. The transcript is spliced from 19 exons. Gene Ontology annotation, molecular function: guanyl-nucleotide exchange factor activity; protein binding. Gene Ontology annotation, biological process: actin cytoskeleton organization.